GAUCAAGGUCCAUCAUGGUGCACAGAGUAGCAGUGAUUGGUGCAGGCCCCUCUGGUCUGUCCUGCAUAAAGGCUUGUUUGGACGAGGGCAUGGAGCCAACCUGCUUUGAGAGCAGUGAUGACAUGGGUGGACUGUGGAAAUUCAAGGAAGUGUCAGAGCCCAACAGGGCCAGUAUCUACCGGUCACUUACAAUCAAUAUCUCAAAAGAGAUGAUGUGCUACAGUGACUUCCCCAUUCCCGCUGAUUAUCCCAACUACAUGCACCACUCUAAAAUCCUGAAAUACUUCCGAAUGUAUGCGGACCACUUUAAACUCCUAAAGCACAUUCGCUUCCAGACCUCAGUGAAGAGUGUGAGACAGACACCGGAUUAUUCUCGCACCGGUCGGUGGGAAGUGGUGACUGAAAAUAAAGACGGACAGGAGGAGAAGUAUGUCUUUGAUGCAGUUAUCUGCUGCUCUGGUCACUACACCUACCCUAACCUCCCACUCAAAGAUUUCCCAGGAAUUGAGACAUUUGAAGGAAAAUACCUCCACAGCUGGGACUACAAAGGACCUGAAGAUAUGUACGGAAAAAGAGUGGUGGUAAUUGGGAUCGGUAACUCCGGAGGUGAUAUCGCUGUUGAGACCAGUAGAGUUGCAGAGCAGGUGUACAUGAGCACUCGUCGUGGUGCCUGGGUCAUCCGUCAAGUUUCCGACAAUGGUGUGCCAGUCGACAUGAAGUACACCACGCGCUUCAUUCACAUCCUGUUCCAGCUAUUCCCGAUUAACUUCUUCAACUGGUUUGGUGAGAGGAAACUCAACGCCAUGUAUGACCACACCAUGUAUGCCCUAAAACCCAAACACAGGCUCUUCAGUCAGAUCCCAGUGAUCAACGAUGACUUACCGAUGAAGAUUCUCUCUGGGGCAGUCAUAAUCAAACCAAACGUGAAGGAAAUCCAUGGCUCCACUGUGGUGUUUGAUGAUGGCAGUACUGUGGAAAAGGUGGACACCCUUGUGUUUGCCACAGGAUACAAUUACGGCUUUCCCUACUUGCCAAAAAAUGCCAUGUACCUGUCUGGGCACCGUGUGGGUCUGUACAAGCAUGUAUUUCCCCCAACCCUCGAGCAUCCCACUCUGGCUGUUGUGGGUUUCAUUCAUGCCCUUGGAGCUAUUAUGCCUCAGGGUGAAAUGCAGGCCCGAUGGGUCGCACGUGUUUUCAAAGGACUUAAAAAGCUACCAUCAAACGACACCAUGGUCAAGGCUAUUGAAAAGGAUACGAAGAACAUUGAAAAAAGUUACAUCGUGUCAAAGCUGACCCCCCUGCAUGUGGAUUUUGUUUCCUACAUGGAUGACAUAGCUGGAGAGAUUGGUGUGCGGCCAAGUCUCCUCUGGCUCUUCUUCACAGACUACCCGCUGUUUAAGAGAGUUUUUUGGGGGCCCGUUUCUGCCUACCAAUACCGGCUGAUGGGACCAGGGAAGUGGGAGGGGGCCCGCAGGGCAAUCUUCACCCAGUUUGACCGCAUGUUCCAGCCUCUAAAAACCAGAAAGUUGGAAGUGGAAGAGCCGUCCACCACUCGCCGCCUGUUUAAACUGAGCUUCACUCUUAUGACUGGAGGAGCUGCCAUCUACUACUUUCAUACUCGCAACCCAGAUGUUAUCCCCACCCUGCUGUCCAACAUGCGCCCACAAAAAGUCUGAAAAAGCCGCACACAAUGAGAACUCUGAAGCACCAUCCAUCCAUUCUCUUCCGCUUAUCCUGUUCAGGGUUGGGGGGGGGUGCUAUCCCAGCUGCCAUAGAGAGGCAGGGUACACCCUGUACAGGUCGCCAGCCUGUCGCAGAGCCAACACAGAAAGACAGACAACCAUUCACAAUCACAUUCACAAUUUAGAAUCACCAAUUAACCUAACCCCACUAACUAACUCUGAAACAUACCAAAUAAAAUACAAUGCCAUAUCUACUGUGUUUGCAUCUCUUUAAAAUAUCUAGUUCAGUAUACUCCUGUUUGUACUUAUGUGAAUGAUUAAAAGAGCGACCGUCUAAGCUGCUGAUUGGUGCUGG
This is a messenger RNA of Archocentrus centrarchus (flier cichlid), 2037 nucleotides long. RefSeq names its product dimethylaniline monooxygenase [N-oxide-forming] 5-like. Bases 15 to 1676 code for a protein of 553 amino acids. Gene Ontology annotation, molecular function: NADP binding; N,N-dimethylaniline monooxygenase activity; flavin adenine dinucleotide binding. The record is from RefSeq and is a predicted model, not a curated record. Lineage: Eukaryota; Metazoa; Chordata; Actinopteri; Cichliformes; Cichlidae. The transcript is spliced from 11 exons.